This is a messenger RNA of Zophobas morio, 1717 nucleotides long. RefSeq names its product serine/threonine-protein phosphatase 5 (gene PpD3). Lineage: Eukaryota; Metazoa; Arthropoda; Insecta; Coleoptera; Tenebrionidae. Gene Ontology annotation, molecular function: hydrolase activity; protein binding. The record is from RefSeq and is a predicted model, not a curated record. Bases 97 to 1566 code for a protein of 489 amino acids. The transcript has 7 exons.
AAUCAAACUCCCUAUUUUUUUACCUUGAUAAGUAAUGAAGGGAUUUUAAAGACUUUUUCAUCCAAUUCUAAAAUUAAGAUACAAAAUUAAAUAAAAAUGAAUUCCGAAGUUAAAGAGAACUGUGUUAUGUCUCAAGAAAAUGUCGACGCCGGCGAACGUCUAAAAUCCGAAGCUAACGAAUACUUCAAAAAACAGAAUUACAAUGCCGCUAUCGAGCUCUACUCUAAAGCAAUAGAAGCGAAUCCGACAGUAGCGAUUUAUUACGGCAAUCGCAGUUUCGCUUAUUUAAAAACCGAAUGUUUUGGAUACGCCUUAGCCGACGCUUCAAAAGCGAUCGAAUUAGACAAAAGCUACGUUAAAGGCUUUUAUCGGAGAGCGGCGGCUCAUAUGAGCCUCGGAAAAUUUAAGGAAGCCCUUAAAGACUACGAAUACGUUACUAAAGUACGCCCCAAUGACAAAGACGCCAAAACUAAAUACACUGAGUGUAAUAAAAUCGUGAAAAAGUUAGCUUUCGAGAAAGCUAUUUCAGUAGAAGAUACUAAGAAGAAUAUCGCUAGUACUAUUAAUUUAGACGCUAUGACUAUUGAAAACGAGUACACAGGCCCGGAGCUCGAGGACGGCAAAGUCACUCUACAAUUCAUGAAAGAAUUGAUGGAAUUGUACAAGAAUCAAGGGAAACUCCACAGGAAAUACGCCUAUAAAAUUUUGUUAGACGUGAAGGCUUAUUUCAUGAAGCAACCUUCGCUCAUCGACGUGGAAAUCGGCAGCGAAAACAAAUUCACCGUUUGCGGCGACAUCCACGGCCAGUUCUACGAUCUCAUGAACAUUUUUAGCUUGAACGGGCUCCCGUCGGAAACCAACCCGUACCUAUUCAACGGCGAUUUCGUCGACCGAGGUUCCUUCUCCGUUGAGUGUAUUUUCACGCUAUUCGGAUUCAAAUUGUUAUUCCCGGAUUACUUUUUCAUGUCGAGGGGGAACCACGAAAGCGCCACGAUGAACCAAAUGUACGGGUUCGACGGCGAAGUCAAAGCUAAAUACACAGCUCAAAUGGCCGAACUUUUCACGGAAGUGUACAACUGGUUACCGUUAGCUCAUUGUUUAAAUAAGCGAGUUCUCGUGAUGCACGGCGGUUUGUUCACGAGGGACGACGUGACGUUGGGGGAGAUCGGGAAAAUCGAUCGGAACCGGCAGCCCCCUGAAGACGGACCGAUGUGCGAGCUGCUGUGGUCGGACCCGCAGCCCCAGAACGGGCGAGCGCCGAGCAAGCGAGGAGUGGGGUGUCAGUUUGGCCCGGAUGUUACGAAGAAGUUCUUAGAGUUAAAUAAGUUAGAUUAUAUUAUCAGAAGCCAUGAGGUGAAAAAUAACGGAUACGAAGUCGCUCAUGACGGAAAAUGCAUCACUGUGUUCUCCGCUCCUAAUUAUUGUGAUACCAUGGGUAAUCAAGGUGCUUUUAUUACAUUAAAAGGCAAGGAUAUGGAGCCUAAGUUUACCACGUAUGAAGCAGUGGCCCAUCCUAACGUGAAGCCAAUGGCGUAUGCACACUCUCUACUAAGUUUAAUGUGCUAGUACCUGCCUUUUUAAUGUAGUUGACGUAGGUAUUUCAUCACACUUUAAUUUUUUUUGUAUUAAACUUAAUUUUUAUUGUUUCUGUUAUUUAAUUUUGUAUCAUAAUCGAAAAGAUACCUCUAGAACUAAACUAAAUAAAAUAUUUAUUUAU